Molecule: messenger RNA, 2033 nt
Organism: Arachis stenosperma
Lineage: Eukaryota; Viridiplantae; Streptophyta; Magnoliopsida; Fabales; Fabaceae
Product: actin-related protein 5
Exons: 12
Coding region: 120-2033 (637 amino acids)
Biological process (GO): regulation of DNA-templated transcription
Cellular component (GO): cytoplasm; Ino80 complex
Source: RefSeq, a predicted model, not a curated record
CGUUGCGGAGUAAGUCGCAGGAACACAUAGAUAGAAACUGAUAGAAGACAAAACCCUGCUUCUUCUCCAAGUACCCAACAACGUCUCUUCCUUCUUCUUCCUUCAAACGAACCACGCAAAUGCCUUUCAUUUCGAAAAUCAAUCGCCAAUCUGAUUACAACCUCUUCCGUUCCGCCACUCCCCUCGUCAUCGACAAUGGAGCUUCAUAUUUCCGCAUCGGGUGGGCAGGGGAGGAUGAUCCCCGUGUUAUUUUCCGCAACAUUGUUCAAAGGCCACGUCAUAAAACCACCGGAGAAACUGUCACUAUUGUUGGUGAUCAUGAUCCUGCACUAUUAAAAUACUUCGACUGCACACGCUCCGGACCACGCUCAGCAUUUGACAGCAAUGUUGUUUACCAGUUUGAAAUAAUGGAAUAUAUCCUUGAUUUUGGAUUUGACCGGAUGGGUGCAAAUGGAUCAGAGAUUGAUCAUCCUGUCCUGAUCACAGAAUGCGUGUGCAACCCAGUUCAGUCUCGAAGUAAAAUGGGUGAACUUCUUUUUGAGACAUAUGGAGUUCCAUCUAUAGCCUUUGGUGUUGAUGCAGCAUUUAGCUAUAAAUAUAACCAGCUACAAGGAAUUUGUGAUAGAGAUGGUCUGGCAAUGUGUCCUGGAUUUACUACAACCCAUGUGAUUCCGUUUAUUGAUGGCGAACCUAUGUAUAAAGGAUGCUGCCGUACCAACGUCGGUGGAUAUCAUGUCACUAAUUAUUUAAAGCAACUUCUUUCACUAAAAUAUCCUUAUCAUAUGGGAAGAUUUACUUGGGAAAAAGUUGAGGACCUGAAGAUGGAACAUUGUUAUAUUGCACAGGACUAUAUUUCUGAAGCCAAGUUGUUUCAGAGAGGAACCAAAGAGGCGGAAGAAAAAACCAGAUUGUGGCAGCUACCAUGGGUUCCACCUCCGACAGAGGAGCCUCCUUCUGAGGAAGAGAUUGCAAGAAAGGCAGCAAUAAAAGAGAAACUAGGUCAAAGGCUGCGAGAAAUGGCUGAGGCGAAGAGAUCAUCUAAAAUAAAUGAACUGGAAAAUGAAUUACACGGUUUGGAGUUCCUUUUAAAUCAGCUUGAACAAGUUGCCGAGAGUGAUAUUCCAUCUUUCCUAGCAGAAACUGGCUAUGUCUCUAGGCAAGAGAUAGAAUCUGCUCGUAAUAGAACUACACAAUCCUUACGGAAAGCAAAAGGUGAACCAAAGAGUGAGCAAACAGAAACUGAAAAGGCUGAUUCCUCAAAUAAUGAGAAGUAUUCUCUAGUUAACGUUGCUGAUGAAAUGCUGACACCAGAACAGCUUAUUGAAAAGAAGAAACAGUUGUCAAUCAAAUCCAUGUCUGAAGGGCGUAUGCGAUUAAAACAGAAGCGCCAAGAAGCGGAAUUAGAACGAGAAAGGAAACAACAGCUAGAGGAGGAGAAACGCUUGGAGAACCCAGAGCUCUACUUGGAACAAUUGCAUGCUAAAUACAAAGACCUUUCAGAGAAAGUUGAUCAACGAAAACGGCUUAAGACAAAUGGAGGCCAUACAAAUGGGAAUAACCUGUCUGGUGGUGUUGGUCGUGGUGAGAGAUUGAAUGCUGCUCAAAGGGAAAGAAUGCGCCUGUUGACAACAGCUGCUUUUGAUCGUGGUAAGGGUGAGGAUACAUUUGGUGCCAAAGAUGAAGAUUGGCAGCUUUACAAAUUGAUGAGCAGAGACAAUGAUGAUGAUGAUGAGGGACCAGAUGAGGAUGACGCAGAAUUAGCCCGCAUCUCUUCAAGACUACAGGACUUGGAUCCAACAUUUGUGCCCAAGUUAGAAACAAGUACCUCUCAAACUGCUGAAGUGCCUCGUGCUCGUCCUCUCACGAAAGAAGAUUUUCAGAUUGUAUUUGGGGUAGAAAGGUUCAGAUGCCCCGAAAUAUUGUUUAAUCCAAACUGGGUUGCGGUUGAUCAGGUAGGGUUAGAUGAGAUGGCUCUUUCAGUAAGAUGGAUUAUUAUGAGAAGGGCGAGGACUGGCUUCGUAGUUAUCAACUGA